AUGUUGAUUUUGAUAUUUGCUACGCAACCGAAUUACAUUCUUUUGGUUUAUUGCGAUUGCUUUUGGACCAUCAUGGACGCUUUUCUUGGGAAGUUUGUUGAUUUUGGAGUAAAUAAGUUCAAAAGUAUCAACGACUUUGAUGAGAAUUUGGAAACUCUGGAAAGAAAUGUAAAGCUAUUAUCAGAUAGAGCAUCUGAUGUGAAGACAAAUGUUGAGAAUCGAGAGCGAUUUGGGAAGAAGAAGAGGAAAAGAGAAGUUGGUUCUUGGUUUGAUGAGGUUAUGAAGGUCGAAGAAGGAUUACGUGCGUUAAAAGAAGAAGUAACACGAGGGAGGAAAAAUGGAGGUGCUUUGGAGAAGAUGAAUGGAAGGGUUGGAGAACUUCUAGAGCAAAGUAAACAUUUUGGAACGCUUGUACAUGAUAUGUAUGAGAGCGAGGAGUGUCUUUUACUGGCGCCUCAAGUUCACGAGGAAAAAUCAAAACAAAAUUUAGAAGCGAUUUGGACAUGGUUACAUGUUGAAAAUGUCUCAAGCAUCGGUAUUUAUGGGAUGGGAGGUGUGGGCAAAACGACUUUGGCAAAGCAUAUACAUAAUCGUCCUGUUAAUGAGAUUCAUUAUCAAGUCCGUUGGGUUACUGUUUCUCAAGGGUUUAGGAUCAAAAGAUUACAAGAUGAUAUUGCCAAAAUUGUAAAGCUGGACCUUUCAGAUGAAGUUGAUGAGCUUAGAAGGACAGCCAAAUUAAACCGGGCAUUCGAAGAAAGGAAGAACAUUGUUAUCAUAUUGGAUGAUGUCUGGGAUCGCCUUAGCUUGGAGAAGUUGGGUGACCCUCUUGGUGUGGAAGGGCUAGGAUAUGAGAGCGUGGCGAGGUCCGGAUAUCGAGCUAGUUGCGAUUCUAACUACUCGCUCAAGAGUCUAGCAGAUGAGAAUGUGCUUAGUCCAGAUAUCGAGCUAGUUGCGAAAUCCAUGGCAAGAAGGUGCAAGGGCUCGCCAAUUGAGCUCAUCACUUUGGUAGGAAGCAUGAGAGGGGUGACUGAUAUGAGGGAGUGGAGGAACGCUUUGAAAAUUGAUUCUUUGCCAAAUCUUGUUGGGCUUUUGUCGGGUCUAACAGAAUUGAGUAUCACAGGGUGCGAUAAGAUGAAGAAGUUGUUUCCAUGGGCUAUCUUUCAGGAUCUCAAAAACCUUGAGACUCUUGAGGUAAUUGAGUGUCAUGAGAUGGAAGAGAUAAUAGCAGAGGAAGCAACUGACCAAGAUGGAAGUCGGCAAUUAGGUACAAGAAGUGACAUUCUCAUCCUUCCAAAGCUAAAAAAGCUCAGACUGUCCUUCCUGCCUAAAUGGAAGAGUAUCUGUGAGGGAAAACUGGUCUGUGAUUCCCUUGAAUAUAUGAGGUUUCGUAGGUGCCCCAAGCUGAAGAAGCUGCCUUUCUAUGCUCCCACUACAAAUGCACAUCCUCUUCCAGCCCUUAAAAUCAAAGUUGAAGAAAAUUGGUGGGAAACAUUGGAGUGGGAACAAUCCCAUCUCAAGACCCUCUUCCAACCUCACAUUAAAUAUCUGCGCUACUAAGAGUCCAUUUCGAGUUUUUUUUUUUUUUUUUUUUUUUU
This is a messenger RNA of Lycium ferocissimum, 1595 nucleotides long. Its product is annotated as probable disease resistance protein At4g27220. The coding region runs from base 1 to 1557 and encodes 518 amino acids. The record is from RefSeq and is a predicted model, not a curated record. The transcript is spliced from 3 exons. Gene Ontology annotation, molecular function: ADP binding. Lineage: Eukaryota; Viridiplantae; Streptophyta; Magnoliopsida; Solanales; Solanaceae.